UGACAAUCGAAGAUAGACAUGGUAUGAGCGUUGUUGAAUUUCUUAGAGGUUCUGGAAAUGAAAAUUUCUUUCCUGCAUUUGUGGUACAUGUUCAUUGUAUUUCAAGUUUGCUUCUGUCUUCGUCUGCGCUCCCUCCGCAUUCCGGAGAGCUGGCCUUCUGGAUUGGACGUCGAACUCGUUUGUGAAUUCGAUUUGGAAGGGGACACACUUUAUGCCAUCAAAUGGUUCCAUAACGGCGAGGAAUUCUACAGAUUCUGUCCGUCCGAAGAUCCUAGCACUAUGUUUUUUCCCGCCAGGGGCAUCAACUUAGAUGUGCAUCGAACGACAAAUACAUCAGUGGUGCUGCGUGAUUUGGAGCGAAUAUCUACUGGUUAUUUUCGUUGUGAAGUUUUGGCUGAUGCUCCCCAUUUCCAGACAGUGACAGCGGAAGCCUUUAUGACUGUGGCAGAUAACUACAGUGCUGUUACCAGAAAUUCAAGUUCUACUUUUCUUAUAGCUGUUGUUUAUAUUUUAAUAAAAUUUCAUCAUGUGAGAUAUAUGCUUGGAUUGAAUUGA
Messenger RNA from Uloborus diversus, 555 nucleotides. RefSeq lists its product as uncharacterized. The transcript has 5 exons. The record is from RefSeq and is a predicted model, not a curated record. Bases 58 to 555 code for a protein of 165 amino acids. Lineage: Eukaryota; Metazoa; Arthropoda; Arachnida; Araneae; Uloboridae.